Onychomys torridus (southern grasshopper mouse) is the source of this 3202-nucleotide messenger RNA. RefSeq names its product BEN domain-containing protein 5. The transcript is spliced from 10 exons. The coding region runs from base 365 to 1960 and encodes 531 amino acids. Gene Ontology annotation, biological process: proteolysis; negative regulation of DNA-templated transcription. Gene Ontology annotation, molecular function: zinc ion binding; DNA binding; metallocarboxypeptidase activity. NCBI's taxonomy places the organism in Eukaryota, Metazoa, Chordata, Mammalia, Rodentia, Cricetidae. The record is from RefSeq and is a predicted model, not a curated record.
UGUUUCCCCCACCUGCAAUGCUACUGUUACUAUUAAGGCGAUCGAAUCUCCGCUCCUUCCCCUCCUUACUGCAAUCGCACUCCGGCUGUGAUUGCUCGGGUCUGACUUCGCAAGUGGCGGUGCGCUUCCAAACCCCCUCAUCCGCCCCUCGCCCGGCUCUCCCCACUCCCUCCUUUUCCGCGCUCAGGCGAGAGCAGCCGAUUGGCAGAGCGGGGCUUUCAGGAACAAUAACAGUGGGGGGAGUCGGGGCCCCGGGGAGCCUCCCCGCCCCCGGCCCGGCUGCGGCUCACGCCCCCCGCGGGGUCCCCACCUCCGCGCCGCCCCGCGGGCUGACCGGCGCCCGGGCCCGCCCCCGGCGCCCACCAUGUACGCCUUUGUGCGGUUCCUGGAGGACAACGUCUGCUACGCGCUGCCCGUGUCGUGCGUGCGCGACUUCAGCCCCCGCUCGCGACUGGAUUUUGACAACCAGAAGGUGUACGCAGUGUACCGGGGCCCGGAGGAGCUGGGCGCCGAGCCCGAGAGCCCCCCGCGUGCCCCCCGGGACUGGGGCACGCUGUUGCUCCACAAGGCCCAGAUCCUGGCUCUGGCAGAAGACAAAUCUGAUCUUGAGAACAGUGUGAUGCAGAAGAAAAUAAAAAUCCCCAAACUUUCUCUCAGUCACCUGGAAGACGAUGGGGAGGUUAAGGACUAUGGGGAAGAAGAUUUACAGCUCAGACACAUCAAGAGACCGGAGGGGCGAAAGCCUAGUGAAGCGGCCCACAAGAGUAUCGAGGCAGUGGUGGCCCGGCUAGAGAAACAGAACGGCCUGAGCCUGGGUCACAGCACUUGUUCGGAAGAGGUCUUUGUGGAGGCCUCACCGGGCACAGAGGACAUGGACAGCCUGGAGGAUGCUGUUGUGCCCCGGGCUCUGUAUGAGGAGCUGCUGCGAAACUACCAGCAGCAACAGGAGGAGAUGCGCCACCUCCAGCAGGAGCUGGAGCGGACUCGGAGGCAGCUCGUACAGCAGGCUAAGAAGCUCAAGGAGUACGGGGCACUGGUGUCUGAAAUGAAGGAGCUCCGAGACCUCAACAGGAGACUCCAAGAUGUGCUACUCCUGCGGCUUGGCAGCGAAAAUCUCCGAGAAGGGACAGAAAAGAAGGUGAUAUUCAUCACAGGACGGGUCCACCCAGGGGAAACACCAUCUUCAUUUGUGUGCCAAGGGAUCAUUGACUUCCUUGUAAGUCAGCAUCCAAUUGCCCGUGUCCUGCGAGAACACUUGGUCUUCAAGAUUGCACCAAUGCUCAACCCUGAUGGAGUCUACCUGGGCAACUACAGGUGCUCUCUGAUGGGGUUUGACCUGAAUCGUCACUGGCUGGAUCCCUCUCCAUGGGCCCAUCCCACCCUGCAUGGAGUGAAGCAACUCAUCAUCAAGAUGUACAAUGACCCAAAAACAAGCCUGGAGUUCUAUAUUGACAUCCACGCCCACUCCACCAUGAUGAAUGGCUUCAUGUAUGGCAACAUCUUUGAGGAUGAGGAACGGUUCCAAAGGCAGUCCAUUUUCCCAAAACUCCUUUGCCAGAAUGCAGAGGACUUCUCCUAUACUAGCACAUCCUUCAACCGGGAUGCUGUGAAAGCAGGAACUGGCCGCCGCUUUCUUGGUGGACUCCUGGAUCACACUUCGUACUGCUAUACCCUAGAGGUUUCCUUCUACAGUUACAUCAUUGGGGGCACUACAGCCGCUGUGCCCUACACUGAAGAAGCCUAUAUGAAACUGGGGAGGAAUGUGGCGAGAACAUUUCUAGACUAUUACCGGCUGAAUUCCUUGGUUGAGAGGAUGACAGUCCCCAUGCCAAGGCUUCGGAAAGAAACCCCCACUCCUCACAAGCACCCAUCCCUGCGGGGCUCAGCCAGCAAUGUCCCCAACAGCAAAGGGGAUAAGAAGAGCUCACUGAACCACAAAGACUCUUCAACCCCCUUUUAAAGACAUGGCACCUGGAGGCAUUGUGGGGGCAAGAACACGAAUUUCCUGUUGGGGCACGAAAUUAAGUGCCAUUCCCUGGUUUCCAAGACAGGGGUUUUCAGCAUUGUGCACAUGCUAAUGAAAGGGGGCGGGGAGACAUUUUAUCAUUGAUGUUUUUUUUUUUCCUUUUAUCAAUGGGAAAUCAAUUGUGAGCCUUCAACUCAGAGGCUGAGUGGAGUAGGAGAGAGGAGCCAGGUAAGCAUAGGAAAACCUACACACCCCUCUCAAGAGGUCCCACAGGGCUGAGGUCUCUGUAAGCUCUGCUUCACCUUUGACAGUUGUAUGGUCACUGCACAGGUGCCUUGACUUAAAACAGGUUGCAAUUGUUUCUAGUUUAGGAAUGCAGUCUCCGUAUUUUCUGAUCCAAAGCAACAGCAACACACACACACGCCAAAGGCAAACAGGCUGUUGUGAACAAUGGGGUAGAAUUUUUGAAAUCAGAGUGGUCUUAGGAACAUGGUCACUGUAUCUAUAAGCCUCAUGCUCCCUCACUCCCUCAAGCCCCAGCAUGCAACUUCAGAAAGCAGUUCUGAAAGCCAUUUUUCAACUUCCUGGGUAGUUUAAUCGAAACUCUAGCUCCCCAGACAAUAAAACAUUGCUCAUUCAUUCUGAAGAACUACUGUGGAUAAGGUCCUGCAGUAGUCCCUGGUGACAAGAAUCAAGGGAGGUGAGCGCUGAUAAUCUGCACUUGAGGACAGGGUGACUACCAGGUAAGGGGGCUGCAAGAGACAAAGGACUACACCCUAGGCAGGUGGGAGUGAUAAAAGAAAAUGACAGCAGAAGCAAUUCCCGAGGCAAAGCAAGCCAAAUACUGUGCAUUUUUCUGACGCUUAAAGGGCCUUUGUGUGAUGAAUGGGUCCAGGGGCGUCUACUCCCUUCCUGUCUGUGGAAGCAGCAGGCUGAGUCACCAUGACAGCCUGCUAAUUAAAAUGACCUCCCGGAAAUGAGGAUUAGGAGAUAGGGAGAGGGAGGGAGGCUCCAGGGAGAUGGGACCUUCAACACACAAUUCCAGUUAAACAUUUUUUGCAUUUGCUGCAGCGAUUUUCAAAGUUUGUUGCAAAAAUUGAGAGCAAAGCUUGUUUUCUCUUUCACAUAUUGGUUUUCAGAAAUAGUAACAAAGAGCCAUAUGUUAGUUUGCUAUGAAUGUUCCAUUGUAUAUAUAGCAACCUUCCUGGGUUUUUAUUGUCCAAAUAAAGUGGUUUG